Aspergillus eucalypticola CBS 122712 is the source of this 705-nucleotide messenger RNA. RefSeq lists its product as uncharacterized. The transcript is spliced from 3 exons. Bases 1 to 705 code for a protein of 234 amino acids. The record is from RefSeq and is a predicted model, not a curated record. Lineage: Eukaryota; Fungi; Ascomycota; Eurotiomycetes; Eurotiales; Aspergillaceae.
AUGGCAGCGUGCACUUUCACACCCAAACAGAUCCUGAAGAAGGAGGUGUCACAGAAAGAAUAUGAGUUCCUCCAAGAAUGGGCCCCCGACACUAUCAAGGACUACACUCCGAUCAAACCUGGCAAUCCGGUAGACAGGAUGCCCAAGCAUCAGACGAUGCCCAGCCAGCCACACGUCCAGAGCCCCCGACGGGCUAAACCUCGCUCGCCUCUCUACGAGGAAUGGAAGGUUCAGCCGCUACACAGAGAGACGUUAAACGAGGCUGCAAAAGCCACAGGCGCUUCUGUGAGCAUGGAGAAUAAAACUAACGGGAUGAUUCCUCCUGCUCCUACUACAAACGUCAGGGUUAAUGGCAGGCAUCCUAGUAACUCGUUGGACACAAAGAUCCGCCAGCAGGAGCCGGUAAAGAGUAGUCCUGUUUUACAUAAUCAUUAUGCGAAACCCACCGCUAGCACUAAUAACCGAGUUAUCGCGAACCCUGUCCCUAGUGUGGCAUCCAAGUCGGGAGUGCCCAGGCCUGGGCCAUAUAAACCUGUGGAACAGAACAAUAAGAGGGUCAUGUUUCGAAACGACGACUUGAUCAGAUGGUCGGACGGGAUCAAGACUCUGAGCGGUGCUAUGGCCUACUUUCAACCUAGUUUCAUUCAAGACCCGUGGAAGGACAUGAAACCUGCUGUGACGAAAUUCCUUGAGCGAUACUGGUAA